GGGGUGUGAGGGGAUGAGAGCAAUCCAACACCUCCUGGUCACUCUGCUGUUACUGGGACCCGGCACUCAAGGGCUUCAGUGUUUAAAUGAUGUGGAUCCGUGUGUUAACGGUGGAAACUGCACGUCACAGACCAAUGGUACUGGAUUGUGUGUGUGUGCGUCUGACUACACAGGGGAGAGGUGUGAGCACUGGGACCCUUGCCUGGCCCCCCGCUGUCUGAACGGUGGCUCCUGCUCCCCCUCCCCCCAGCCACAGAAUGCCUCCGUCAGCUACGCUUGCAGCUGCCCCCCGAGCGUCACAGGCCAGCACUGCGAGACCCCCGUCACACACCCCUGUCUCAGCAACCCCUGCCUCAACAGCGCAACCUGCCAGAGGGUCUCACCGCACACUGCAACUGCACCUGUCAGCAUGGCUGGACAGGCUGACCCGUGUGCUGGAAGCCCGUGUAGACACGGGUCCCGCUGCCUGCCGAGCGGAGGACAUUUCCGUUGCCUGUGCCGGGCUGGCUACCGGGGGCCGGCGUGUGAGAUCGACGUGGACGAGUGCCAGGCUGGACCUUGCCUGAACGGUGGCACCUGCCUCAACCAACCCGGCUCGUACCGCUGUGCCUGUCCCCCUACCCACACCGGCCCUGCCUGCCAGACAACCACCGGUGCCUGUCUGCCCGGGUCCUGCCAGCACGGCGGAGCCUGCGUCCGGCGCACAGACCCCCACUCACCGUCUCGCUGUGUCUGCCCCGCCGCCUUUACUGGCCAUUACUGUGAGGUGAAUGUUGAUGACUGUCAGGGUCACCAAUGUCGGAACGGAGGCAGAUGUGUGGAUGGGAUUAACACGUACACCUGUCAUUGUCCACCACAGUGGGAAGGUCCUCUAUGCUCCCGGGAUGUGGUUGAGUGUGAGCAGCGGGGUGUGUGUGAGAACGGGGGAACGUGUAUCAACAUGGUGGGUGGCUAUGUGUGUGUGUGUGUGAACGGCUGGUCUGGGGAUCGCUGUACACACAAUAUCAAUGACUGCCGGGCAGCUCUGUGCUCAGAGGGAGCCACGUGCCAUGAUCGUGUGGCCAGCUUCACCUGUGAGUGCCCACCUGGUAGGACAGGUCUCCUGUGUCAGCUGAAUGACAGCUGUCUCCACAAUCCCUGUCACAAGGGAGCGAUCUGUGAUACCAACCCGAUCACCGGUCAGGCCAUCUGCCAUUGUCCACAGGGCUACACGGGACCCGUGUGCAAGAGUGACAUCAACGAGUGCUCGAUGGGAGCCAACCCGUGUGAGCACAGCGGGCGAUGCGAGAACACCAUGGGGUCCUUCUGGUGUCGGUGUCGGGCCGGGUACAGUGGGGCGCGGUGUGAGCUGGACAUCAAGGAGUGUCUCUCCAACCCUUGCCUCAACGGGGCUACCUGCCUGGAUGAGAUCGGGGAGUUCAAGUGCAUCUGCAUGUCAGGUUACGAGGGUAUUUUCUGUGAGAUUAACCGUAACGAGUGUCUGAGUAACCCUUGCCUGAACCGCGGGACAUGCCAAGACCGUGUCAAUGACGUGCUUUGUGAGUGUGCUCCAGGAUUCCAAGGGCUGAGGUGUGAAGAGGAUAUGGACGAGUGUGGCAGCGAUCCAUGCCUGAACAGGGGGACGUGUGUGGACGGACCUGGCAGCUUCCACUGCCAGUGCCAGGAAGGGUAUGAUGGGUCUCUGUGUGAAGAUGACAUUGAUGACUGUGCCGGGAGUCCCUGUCAUCACGGCACAUGCCUGGAUGGCGUGGCCUCGUACACGUGUGUCUGUAUCGUGGGUUACACGGGGAGAGCGUGCAGCCUGGAGGUGGACGAGUGUGCCAGCCAGCCCUGCCAACACGGGGCUCCCUGCCACGAUCUGCUCAACGCCUACCAGUGCCUGUGCCCUCCGGGAACCACAGGCUCUCGCUGUGCGACGCUGAUCGAUCCCUGUGCUGGGAGUCCGUGUAUGAACGGUGGGAGCUGUGUGGAGGCCGAUAACAACAGGAGCUUCUCCUGUCUGUGUCCCCAGGCAUUGAGCGGACGGCUGUGUGAGACGUGGCGAGACGUGUGCAGCUCUGAGCCGUGUUUCAACGGUGGAACAUGCGUGAUCGCUGGGCCAGACUUCAACUGCUCCUGUCCUCCCGGAUACAUCGGCAAGCACUGCGAGACAUACCGGGACCUCUGUACACCCAACACCUGCCAGAACGGGGGGACGUGCGAGGAGCAUCCGGGGGUCCGGGGAGGGAAGUGCAAUCACACCGGGAGCGAGUGCGGGGACAACCCCCAAUACGCCUGCCUCUGCCCGGCCGGCGUGACUGGAGCCCGGUGUGAGGAGUUGGUCACCGGCUGUACAUACAGCUCCUGUAUGAACGGCGGCACGCGUGUGCUGGGAGCGGCUCCCUCCUGUUGCGUGUGCACCGCGGGCUUCACGGGUGACCAGUGUGAGGCCGCGGUCAGCGAGUGCGAAGCCGGGCCAUGUCUGAACGGAGGAACCUGCCAACCCAGUCCUGGGCCCUACACGUGUGUCUGUCCCCAGAGCUACACAGGGAACAACUGCCAGACUGAGACUGACGCUUGCUCUGUGGCUGUAUGUAAGAAUGGUGGAGUGUGCGAGCCCAUUGCCAGCUCCUUCCUGUGUCGGUGCCCUGUUGCCUGGACGGGCAGCUACUGUGAGGUGCCCAGGAGCCUAUGUGAAAGGGUAGCGCUGGAACGAGGUGUGCCGGUGGAGGGGCUGUGCCUGAACGGCGGGAGGUGCGAGGAUGUGGGGGGCUCUCACGUCUGCCAGUGUGCGGAUGGCUUCAAGGGGACAACUUGCGAGGAGAUGCUCAACCGGUGUCAGCCCCAUCCCUGCCAUAGCACAGCCACCUGCGUGGACCUGAUCACCACCUACUCCUGCCAGUGUGCCCCUGGUUACCGUGGCAGGAACUGCUCUGUGGAGGAGGACGAGUGUGAGUCUCAGCCCUGCCUGAACGGUGGCUCCUGUGUCAACAUGGUCAAUGGAUUUCAGUGUGUGUGUCUGCGCGGCUCCCAGGGGCAACGCUGUGAGCAGGAUCCCGAUGAUUGCCUCCCUACACCCCCACCCUCGAGACCCCCACACUCCCAAACCCGCCCCCACCCCAGCUCGGAGCCCAAAUGCUACAACAGUGGUCAGUGCGUGGACGGGUUGGGGGGCUAUUCGUGCCGUUGCCAGGCGGGCUUUGUGGGCUCACGUUGUGAGGGGGAUGUGGACGAGUGUCUGUCUAACCCCUGUCACCACCCAGGCACUGACACAUGUCAACAGCUGCGCAAUGCCUAUCAGUGUGUGUGUAAACCUCAGUACACAGACCAUGUCACUCCUCUGAUGCUGAUGGCCUGUGGUGUAGGCUCGGAGCCUGGGGCCUGGGCUGGGGGUGUCCCGGAGCCUGGAGAGGCCUCAGUGGGUGCUGUGGGUGAGUUGCUGGGCCAGAGAACCAGCCUGGAGUCCCAGACGGAGCUGAGAGGGGAGACAGCCCUGCACCUCGCCUGCCGCUUCUCCCAGGCUGGAGUCGCUCACCGCUUGCUGGACCUGGGAGCCGACACCAACAGCCGCGAUCACUGGGGCCGCACAGCCCUGCACAGCGCUGUAGGGGCCGAUGCACUGCACAUCUGCCAGAUUCUCAUCAAGAACCGUUUGACGGAGCUGGAUGCCCGGACCCAGGAUGGGACCACUCCCCUCGCCCUCGCUGUGCGCCUGGAGCACAGCGAGAUCGUGGAUGAGCUCAUCAACUGUGGGGCUGAUGUCAAUGCCACUGACAAACAGGGUAAAUCCUCUCUGCACUGGGCGGCUGCGGUGGACAAUGCGGAGGCUGCUCUGUCCCUGCUCCAGCACGGCGCCAACCCCAACUUGCAGGACCUCAAGGGGGAGACUCCGCUGUUCACCGCCGCUCGGGAGGGCAGCCUGGAGACGGGGCGAAGACUGCUCAGCUACGGGGCCAAUAGGGAGCUGCCGGACCACCUGGGCCGGACCCCUGGCAACGUGGCAGCCGAGAGAGCCCAUCAUGACCUCGAGCAGCUACUACAGGAGCACAGCCCAGAGCAGGCCACAGCCAGGGUCUUUCCCUGCCCUCCCAUCCCCGCCCUUAACCCGGGCCUCCACCCCCCGCACAGUGGGAGGAGGCCUGGAGCCAAGGCCUCCAGUGAGCGGGAGACACAAGGCCUUAGCGCCCAGGCUCACAUACACCUGAGCCACACUCCCUGCCAGCCUCAGGCUCACGUCCCGACCGAUCUCUCUCCCAAUUACUGUCAGGCCUACUCUGGCCUGGUCUAUGCUGGACACUUGCCCUCAGGCGCCGGGCACUGCUGGCAUGGGGGAGGGGAUAGAGUGACGGACCGACCCUCAGGCCUAGGGGGAAAAUUCCUGGUGGGGACCGAGUGGGGGGCAGGCGGGCAACAGGGGCAGAGACACACCCCUGUAUCUGGCACCCACUCCAGGUCCCCCCACACUACCUGCUCCCGGCACACGCUCAGCUACCAUCCCACCUGCUCCCGGCCGGAGAAGGGGUCAGGGGGGCCGGGCUCUACCCCACGUCUCACGCCUAUCAGAGCUGUCCUUCCGACACCGACACAGAGCCUCCUCCGCACUUGCUCCUCCUCACGCCCUCCCCACAGUCACUCGAUGCAUGGUCGAGCCCCUCUCCUGACCCGAACCAAUCUGUCUGGUCCACUGGUGUACCCAGUCCUGGCUCGUAGCCAACCAUAA
Messenger RNA from Callorhinchus milii (elephant shark), 4699 nucleotides. Its product is annotated as neurogenic locus notch homolog protein 3-like. NCBI's taxonomy places the organism in Eukaryota, Metazoa, Chordata, Chondrichthyes, Chimaeriformes, Callorhinchidae. The record is from RefSeq and is a predicted model, not a curated record. Gene Ontology annotation, molecular function: Notch binding; calcium ion binding. The transcript has 23 exons. The coding region runs from base 14 to 4699 and encodes 1561 amino acids. Gene Ontology annotation, biological process: Notch signaling pathway.